This is a messenger RNA of Colias croceus (clouded yellow), 1464 nucleotides long. RefSeq lists its product as uncharacterized. Lineage: Eukaryota; Metazoa; Arthropoda; Insecta; Lepidoptera; Pieridae. The coding region runs from base 212 to 1126 and encodes 304 amino acids. The record is from RefSeq and is a predicted model, not a curated record. The transcript has a single exon. Gene Ontology annotation, cellular component: cell surface. Gene Ontology annotation, biological process: cell-matrix adhesion.
UUCAAAAGAUGCGUUAUCUAUCAUGGGCCUAAUUUGCUCUAACAAGCGGCCGACGCACCUUCUUACAUAAGGUCUUGCUCUCAAUACGUUAUGAAACGCUAUUGAAAAUGGUCAUUGUUUUGAGCAUAUUGUAAUGUUAAUUGCGUUUUUAUAACGGUACGAGAUUGAAAGAUAAAAUGGAAAGAAUGAGUACUAUAAUUUUUAUUAGAUCAUGAUACUUAACAAUUUUGUUUACAACGAAAUGCAGAACCUCCUUGGGUACAGUCACGCAACCUUUAAGUAUGCAUGCGAUUUUCAUCAUUGUGUAUGUACGGAUCAAUGGGUAGCUGUUAAUAAGAAAUGGAUUCCAUUUUCUUUACAACCUUUCAAUCUUGCUCCACUGUUCAAGCCGACAAUGCGAGCAGCGUCUUUAAAUAUAUUUUUCAUUAUGCUUAUUAUAAUAAAUAACAGUGAAGGUCUUACGUGCAACGAAGUUCUUGAGGUUGCAUCGGAUAAAAAGACCACAUCCUUAGCAGAAUUGCAAUUAAUGCAACCAAAAGAAAUAAUCAACUGUUUAGCUCACCUUGGUAAGGAACAGUUGCGAUUUUCGGAAGCGGAUUACAUGUGGCAAUCAAUAAAAACGUACUACGGCGGUGUCGCGAAUAUUCCAGACCGAAUUCUUACAAUACUCCACUGGGUAACACCGGCGAUACAGCCCGAGGAAUAUGCGAAUAUCACUUUUGAGAAUAUUGACGUUAUACAAAACUUUGGCCUCGAUUAUGGGUUAAAUAACGAACAACUUGCAGCUAUUGCUGACGGUGUUCGGGCUGAAUUUGCUGGCAAAGAUAUAGAAGAUUACUCUUAUUACGAUUUAGCAGCGCUUCGGCAAAUACUGUGUGCCUUUAACAGAAGUGAAAUAGAAAGAAUUCAUGCUAAGGCUUACAAGGAAGCUUCUGCGCUCAUUGGUAAAUUAGAAGGUUGUACUUCUGAAGUAAUGUUGGGAUUUGCAACUUUAGCAGUGAAAAGAAGCGCCUUUGGACCAGCAGAGUUUUGGGACGAUACUAUUGUAAAAAUAGUUGGAAAUGUUGGUAAAUAUAUACCGAAGAAUGUUAUCGGAAAAUAUGUAAAGAAAAAGACGUUAACUUAAAGCAGCUUGAAUAAAAUACACGAAAUUGAAAAAUAUGAAUUAACUAUUAAUUAGUUAGAUUAAAUAAUCGUUAAAAGAUAAUAUGUUGUUUUAAUAUUUUUUAUGCCUAUCAGAGUUCUAAACAUUAUGUUGUUACAAUAUACUUUGCAAAUAUCAGUUAUGACGAUGCCGUGAUGUGAUAUAAAUAUAUUAUAUUGACGUGUUAAUAACGAGUAAUCUAGAUAUUAUAACUUGGUUAUUGCAAAUAAGAUUUUACAAAUGGCUAUAAUUUUGUUGUAAUUUUGAUAUUAGUAAAUGUCAAAUGAUUUAGUAAUUUUUUUCUACAUGUACCUAUUACG